This is a messenger RNA of Eutrema salsugineum, 1320 nucleotides long. RefSeq names its product mitochondrial uncoupling protein 1. Gene Ontology annotation, cellular component: mitochondrial membrane. Bases 199 to 1113 code for a protein of 304 amino acids. NCBI's taxonomy places the organism in Eukaryota, Viridiplantae, Streptophyta, Magnoliopsida, Brassicales, Brassicaceae. Gene Ontology annotation, biological process: mitochondrial transport; mitochondrial transmembrane transport. Gene Ontology annotation, molecular function: oxidative phosphorylation uncoupler activity. The record is from RefSeq and is a predicted model, not a curated record. The transcript has 9 exons.
AUUCCUUUUCUCUUUUCGUAGCAGAGAGAGAGAGGGACGAUCGAAACUGAAACUCUACAGGCCAAGUUGCGUAGCCGUAAUCGUCGUCUCUCUCUUCCCGAGAUUCUCUACUCUCUCUCUCUCUCGUUGAUUUCGCAACCCUAACUUCAUCCCUCUCUCUAUUUUUUUUCUCUGAUUUCGCCUUUUUCUGGAUCGAAGAUGGUAGCUGAUAGCAAAUCCGACCUUUCAUUGGCCAAAACUUUCGGCUGCAGUGCCUUCGCUGCCUGCGUCGGCGAGGUAUGCACAAUUCCGUUGGACACUGCUAAAGUCAGGCUUCAGCUCCAAAAGUCUACCAUAGCUGGAGAUGUUACUCUUCCUAAAUAUCGGGGAUUGUUGGGAACUGUUGGUACCAUAGCAAGGGAAGAAGGGCUUCGUUCUCUUUGGAAAGGUGUUGUACCAGGAUUGCAUCGUCAAUGCUUGUUUGGAGGUCUAAGGAUUGGAAUGUAUGAGCCGGUCAAGAACUUGUACGUUGGAAAAGACCAUGUAGGUGAUGUUCCGUUGACUAAGAAAAUCCUUGCUGGUUUGACUACAGGUGCCCUGGGUAUUAUGGUAGCGAAUCCAACUGAUCUUGUGAAAGUUAGACUUCAGGCUGAAGGAAAACUAGCUGCAGGUGUGCCAAAACGGUAUACUGGAUCACUGAAUGCGUAUUCAACAAUUGUGAGACAGGAAGGAGUCCGAGCUCUUUGGACUGGUCUUGGACCUAACGUAGCCAGAAACGCAAUCAUCAAUGCUGCUGAGUUAGCGAGUUACGAUCAAGUGAAACAGACAAUCUUGAAGAUUCCGGGGUUCACUGACAACGUUGUCACACACAUUCUAUCUGGACUGGGAGCAGGAUUCUUUGCUGUCUGCAUCGGUUCCCCUGUUGACGUGGUGAAGUCAAGAAUGAUGGGAGAUUCUGCUUACAAAAACACUAUUGACUGCUUCGUCAAAACACUGAAGAACGACGGUCCUAUGGCAUUUUACAAAGGUUUCAUCCCCAACUUUGGACGCCUUGGCUCAUGGAACGUCAUCAUGUUUUUGACCCUUGAACAGGCAAAGAAGUAUGUCCGGGAACUAGAAUCGUCCAAGAAAUAAUGAGGCGCAACGUUUUAAGCAGAGUGAAUAAGAGCAACAUUGUUUUCUUUUUAAUUUCGGCUAUCAUUAGAAGCGAGAACUUCGUUGAAUAUUUUUUCCCGGAAUAGAGUCAGUUUUUAAGUGAAACUGUGAAAACAAAUUCUGUGGGUUUGCUCAUAUAUUGGCUGUACCAUUAAAACAUUUAUCCAAAUAAACAUACAUUUUCGU